This is a messenger RNA of Tribolium castaneum (red flour beetle), 2956 nucleotides long. RefSeq lists its product as uncharacterized. The coding region runs from base 164 to 2905 and encodes 913 amino acids. Gene Ontology annotation, biological process: transmembrane transport. Gene Ontology annotation, molecular function: ATP binding; ATP hydrolysis activity; ABC-type transporter activity. Gene Ontology annotation, cellular component: plasma membrane. NCBI's taxonomy places the organism in Eukaryota, Metazoa, Arthropoda, Insecta, Coleoptera, Tenebrionidae. The transcript is spliced from 10 exons. The record is from RefSeq and is a predicted model, not a curated record.
AACGAAUUCUUUGACGUCAGGAAAGCCAGUCGAACGGCAUUCAGUCCGCUUCAGUGGCUUUGGUGUAACAGUGAAGUUCAUUCAGUUCAAAUGUGCGUUUUUGGGAAAAAUUCGGGGAAAACGGCGCCAAAAACAUGACCGAAUAACUCGAAUAUAAGCCAAGAUGGUGCGAAGUCGCACCCCUUCGCAGGGGGGUGGCUCGCAAGGCUUCGAAAUGGAACGAAAGUACUCGGUACCAUCGAACCCAGAUUCGAGAGCUUUCUCAGGCACCACCAGCGAGGACCUCCACGCCUGGUCCAUCUACAGACAAAACCUCAACUCGGAUUUCACGGACAGUGCCUUAGGCUCCACCGACAAAAGCCCCCUGCCUUAUGGCAACUUCCAGCUGCGCGACACCACGGUCCAGUCCAUAUUAUCCCACCCUCGAUACGGCCCAAAAUCGGCUUUGGGCUCGAACAUGUACACGUAUUUAAAGUUCGGGCUCCCUCGUGUCUUCCCGCCGAACCACAACGGCUCCAACCGGUCGGGGACUCCCCAGCAUUUCGUCCGAAAUGCCUCGACACGUCCCCACACUAGGGGUCCAAAAUCUCGCGGUUUGCGAGACGGAAGUUCCGGUUACGACAGUUCGGAUAAUGAGACGUCCAAUUACAAACAUAACCGGAAAUACCGCUCGGAUCCAGACUUCCGGAUGCAGAACAUUCACUAUCACGGGGGAAGUCCCGGAAUUCCUCUCGCGGCAAUGCAACAAGGCGGGGUCCGGACUCACAAUCAAUGGAACCGGAAUAAAAGCGUUUCUGAGGCCAAUUUACUGGCGGCUGAGUACGGGCCGCACCCGCACCAUAGGAGGAACAGUGUGGCGGAGUUUGGGCACCACCAUGAUGUGGUGGACAGUCACAUUGGCCGUCCUGUGUCGAAGGCCGAGAGCCACAUCUCAAUUCCCGUCUCCCGGAGAGGUCCCUCGGUCAUCCGAACGGACUACUUGUCCCAGGACGAGGACCCCGGAACCUCCUUCAUCUACCCGCACCUCCAGGUCGGUGGCAUUGGAGUUUGGCCGAAAACCAGCUCCUGCUUCGGGUCCAAGCACCACCUGCUGCUCAACGACGUCUCGUUCGAGAUCCGUGGAGGCGAGAUCAUGGCCAUCAUGGCCACGUCGGAGGAAGAGGGCACAGCUCUGCUGGACCUGGUGGCAGGACACGCCAAGCCCGUCGUGGGCGACAUCAUCCUCAACGGCCAGACCGUCAAAUCGGAGAUGUUGAAGAACCGGGUCGCGUACGUCCAAAGUGACUCGCAUUUGUGCAAAGACAUGACCGUUAUUCAGACUUUGCGGUUUCACUACGAUCUCAAAAAACCCACCGAUAAGUUGGGCUAUCUCAAGAUCGAUGCCAUGGACCGGAUCAACGUGCUGAUCGAGGAUCUGGGCUUGGAGCAGGUGAGGAACACCAAAGUGGCGUCGAUGACGAUUUCGGAGCGGAGGAGGUUGAAUGUGGCGUGUCAUUUGCUGCUGGAUACGGAUGUGGUGGUUUUGGACCAGCCGACCAGAGGGAUGGAUAUUUUCGAUACGUUCUUCCUGGUGGAGUAUUUGAGGCAGUGGGCUAAUGGGGGGGCUGGGAAUGCAUUGGGGAGGAUUGUUAUUCUGACGCUGCAUCCGCCCACCUAUGAGAUUUUUACGAUGCUGUCGAGGAUUUUGCUGAUUUCGGCCGGGAGGACGAUGUUUAGUGGGAGGAGGAGGGACAUGUUGCCAUAUUUCGCGCUAGUGGAUUAUCCCUGUCCCUCGUUCAAGAACCCAUCAGACUAUUAUCUCGAUCUAGUAACCCUUGACGACCUCUCGGCCGAAGCGAUGCUAGAGUCAUCCCAAAGAAUCGAACAACUAGCUGAGGUCUUCCGCCAAAAGCAGGAACCAAUGAGCGACCCAGGCCCACCCUCAACCCUCCCAAUGACCGUCCGAAACUCAAAUUUUCUAGUACAAGGUUUCGUUUUGUUUACUAAGUCAAUGAUUUACACCCAACCUGCAACCUUCAUCACUUGGCUGACCCUUAUCGUUAUUUCGGCCAGUCUCUCGCUCAUUAUUGGUGCAAUAUUCUGGGACGUACCCAACACGGACCCACAGCUGAAUUUAAACGACAGACUUGGGUACCAUUACAGCGUGAUGUGUGUCAUGUCUUGGCCACUUUUAUUACUUCUGACUUUGAGUGAAGUCCAGAGGAAUAAAAACACAGUUGAGAGGGACAUCAAGGACGGGUUGUACACCAGACUGACUUAUAUCGUUUCAAAAAGCAUCAUAAAUCUGCCACCAUCUCUCUUCAUCUGGUUGAUUUAUUUGGUCCCGAGCUACUCCAUGUCGGGGCUUUACAUGCAAAGUCUGAACGACUACGAAGGCUUUUACGUCUACAUUGGCCUCAUGCUGCUUUACCUAAUCACAAUUCAAGAAUUUCUACUCGCUUUUAUCUAUUUUAUUCCACUUCGGGACACCGCAGCUACGAUUUCCGCUCUUUUCCUCACCGCUUUCUUCCUCUCCUCCGGAUACCUAGUCCACUUCAAAGACUUACCACCCUACGUAAAAUUUUUGCAAUUUUUGAGUCCCCCAACCUGGACAAUGCCAUACCUUCUAAGUCGCGAGUUAUCCCCCGAAGCUAUAGCCAGUAGUUCGGCUCUGAUGUACUGCAGGAACAAGCAAGUGCAACACCAGGAUAUCAUAGUGCAGUUGCCUUGUCCGACCGGAAACGGGACGCAAGUCUUGACGAAUUAUGGAUAUUUAACGUCGAGUUUGAAAUUCUACAAUUAUGGGAAUCCCCCGAUUGCGCUGGUGGUUUUCUACGUGAUUUGUUUCGUUGUUGCAUGUUUUGCUUUUGUUUGUCGACGGACGGGCUCGCAGAGACGGGCCAGAAACGAUGCCAAUAAACCAUAGGUUUUAUUAUUGUUAUUAUUUAUCGAUAGGUGAAUAAAUUUUUUAAACAUU